CAUAAACCUGCAUGCAAACAAAGCAAACCAAAGAAGCAAACAUGGCUUUGUUCUCUCAUUUACUUCUUCAUUUUGCCUUAUUAAUGAUCUUUAUCCAUUUCAACAACCUUUUAGUUGGUGUAUCAUCAACCACUCUAAGCAUUACCACAGACAAAGAAGCCUUAAUCUUAUUAAAAUCUCAGUUAAGCAAUAAUAACACUUCUCCUCCCCCAUUAUCCUCUUGGAUCCAUAAUUCAUCUCCUUGCAAUUGGACUGGUGUCCUAUGUGACAAGCAUAACCAAAGAGUGACUAGCUUGGACCUUUCAGGCUUCGGACUCUCAGGUAACUUAAGCCCUUAUAUAGGUAACAUGUCCUCUCUUCAGUCCCUUCAAUUGCAGGAUAACCAGUUCACAGGAUUCAUUCCUGAGCAAAUUACCAAUCUCUAUAAUUUGAGAGUUCUAAAUAUGAGUUCCAACAGAUUUGAAGGAAUCAUGUUUCCUUCAAAUCUUACCAAUUUAGAUGAGCUUCAAAUUCUUGAUUUGUCAUCAAACAAGAUUGUAAGCAGAAUUCCUGAACACAUCAGCAGCUUGAAAAUGCUGCAGGUCUUAAAACUUGGAAAGAAUAGCUUCUAUGGUACAAUUCCACAAUCUCUAGGAAAUAUUUCUACUCUAAAAAAUAUUAGUUUUGGCACAAACUCUCUUAGUGGCUGGAUUCCUAGUGACUUAGGUAGGUUACAUAAUUUAAUUGAGCUUGAUCUCACUCUUAAUAAUCUUACUGGAACUGUUCCACCUGUUAUAUAUAAUUUGUCUUCCCUUGUUAACUUGGCCUUAGCUGCAAAUUCCUUCUGGGGUGAGAUUCCUUAUGAUGUUGGUCAUUUACUUCCAAAACUACUAGUUUUCAAUUUUUGUUUCAAUAAGUUCACAGGUAGGAUUCCAGGGUCUUUACAUAACCUAACAAACAUUAGGGUUAUUCGUAUGGCCUCUAACCAUUUGGAAGGAAUAGUUCCACCUGGUUUAGGAAAUCUCCCAUUUCUUCACAUGUAUAAUAUUGGCUAUAACAGGAUAGUCACCACAGGAGUCAAUGGUCUGGAUUUCAUUACUUCAUUGACAAACAGUACUCACUUGAACUUUCUCGCAAUUGAUGGAAACAUGCUCAAAGGUGUUAUUCCUGAAACCAUUGGAAAUCUCUCCAAGGAACUCUCAAUAUUAUACAUGGGAGAGAAUCGUUUCAAUGGAAGUAUACCUUCGUCUAUUUCUCGUCUUAGUGGCUUGAAGUUGUUAAACUUGAGCUACAAUUCAAUUAGUGGAGAUAUUCCAAAGGAGUUAGGUCAGUUAGACGAACUACAAGGGCUGUAUCUGGAUGGAAAUAAGAUAUCAGGAGAUAUUCCAAACUCUCUUGGUAAUCUUAUAAAGUUAAACAAGAUUGAUUUGUCAAGAAAUGAACUUGUAGGUAGAAUACCAGUUAGUUUUGGUAAUUUUCAAAACCUGCUCUACAUGGACUUAUCUAGCAAUAAGCUCAAUGGAAGCAUACCUGUGGAAAUCCUCAAUAUACCAACUUUGAGCAAUGUAUUAAACUUAUCAAAGAACUUGUUGAGUGGACCAAUACCUGAAGUUGGGCAAUUGACAACCAUUUCCACCAUUGACUUUUCCAACAACCAAUUGUAUGGAAACAUCCCCAGCUCAUUCAGCAACUGUUUGAGCUUGGAGAAAAUGUUUUUGUCCCAGAAUAUGCUUUCAGGUUACAUUCCAAAAGCUCUUGGAGAUGUGAAAGGCUUGGAAACUUUGGACUUGUCCUCCAACCUACUCUCAGGACCCAUUCCUAUUGAGCUUCAAAAUUUGCAUGUCCUUCAACUUUUAAACAUCUCUUACAAUGAUUUAGAAGGAGAGAUUCCUAGUGGUGGAGUUUUUCAAAAUGUCUCUAAUGUCCACUUAGAAGGCAACAAAAAACUAUGCUUGCAUUUUGCAUGUGUGCCUCAAGUUCAUAAAAGAUCAAGUGUUAGAUUUUAUAUCAUCAUAGCUAUUGUGGUAACAUUGGUACUAUGUCUCACAAUUGGUUUGCUACUAUACAUGAAGUAUACAAAGGUGAAGGUGACAGAAACAUCAACAUUUGGACAGCUAAAGCCACAGGCUCCAACGGUCUCUUACGAUGAGCUUCGCUUGGCAACUGAAGAGUUCAGCCAAGAAAAUUUAAUAGGAAUUGGGAGUUUUGGAAAAGUGUAUAAAGGCCAUUUACGUCAGGGAAAUAGUACUGUUGCAGUGAAAGUGCUUGAUACUUCAAGAACAGGUUUUUUAAAGAGUUUCUUUGCAGAGUGUGAGGCUAUGAAGAAUUCAAGGCAUAGAAAUCUGGUUAAGCUAAUCACAUCAUGCUCUAGUGUUGAUUUUAGAAACAAUGAUUUUCUGGCUUUGGUGUAUGAGUAUUUAAGUAAAGGGAGCUUGGAAGAUUGGAUUAAAGGGAGGAGAAAUCAUGCAAAUGGAAAUGGUUUGAAUCUUAUGGAGAGACUGAAUAUAGUUAUUGAUGUUGCUCUUGCAUUAGAUUACCUGCACAAUGAUAGUGAAACUCCUAUUGUGCACUGUGAUCUAAAGCCAAGUAAUAUUCUCCUGGAUGAAGAUAUGACUGCAAAGGUUGGAGACUUUGGUUUGGCUAGGUUGCUGAUUCAAAAAUCAACUAGUCAAGUUUCCAUCAGCUCUACUCAUGUUCUUAGAGGUUCAAUUGGUUACAUACCUCCAGAGUAUGGAUGGGGAGAGAAACCUUCAGCAGCAGGGGAUGUAUAUAGUUUUGGGAUAGUGUUGCUUGAACUUUUCUGUGGGAAAAGUCCACAAGAUGAUUGCUUCACUGGAGGCCAGGGCAUAACAAAGUGGGUACAAUCAGCAUUCAAAAACAAGACUGCACAAGUCAUUGACCCUCAGCUGCUAUCUCUCAUUUUUCAUGAUGAUUCUGCUAGAGACUCUGAUUUACAACUUCGUUGUGUGGAUGCAAUUAUGGGAGUUGGACUGUCCUGCACUGCUGACAAUCCAGAUGAACGAAUUGGCAUAAGAGUUGCGGUUCGCCAACUAAUAGCUGCUAGCCAACUAAAAUCUUCUAGGGACUCUUCUGAAAAAAUCUGAUAUUAAGAGUCCUGCUAGUCCUACUCUUAUUAAGAGUCCUACUAAAAGCUAUUGGAUAUAAAUAAUGCAAGAGUUCAAAUUUUAAGGUCAGGGGUUGAAAUAUAGGCAAAUAAUGUAUAAUAGACCAAAUAAAUAACCUUGACAUUAUUUAUAUAUGGUAAAUAUUGAUAUGCAUUUCUACCA
This is a messenger RNA of Medicago truncatula (barrel medic), 3266 nucleotides long. RefSeq names its product putative receptor-like protein kinase At3g47110. The record is from RefSeq and is a predicted model, not a curated record. The coding region runs from base 12 to 3083 and encodes 1023 amino acids. Gene Ontology annotation, biological process: protein phosphorylation. Lineage: Eukaryota; Viridiplantae; Streptophyta; Magnoliopsida; Fabales; Fabaceae. Gene Ontology annotation, molecular function: protein kinase activity; protein binding; ATP binding. The transcript is spliced from 3 exons.